UGCCAGCACUGCGUGUGUAUAAACAGCUGGCAAGAAAACAGUUGGCAAUAAGAAAGAAGUUUUUGUUGAAAUGACGGCGUAAAACCCAUUAAACCAAUUACCAUUAUUGCACGAUCGAGUCGCCGUACAUAUGCGUAUAUAGUAACGUAGCAGAUAACAAACAGAGAGAAGAAAAAGCGGCGAAACACGCUUAACAUAUGGACGUGCUCUCCAAGAUAACGAACGAAAUAUCUACUUUGACAGGUACUCCCGAUAAUAUAUAAUGGUGGCGGCCAAGUACGAGCGCCUGAAUUCCGGCGAGGUGAGUGCAAAUGGAAAUGCCAGCGAAGCGGAAGAAGAGGAAAUCGAGCUCAAUCUCGGCCAGAAAUCGCAGAAAACGACGCUGAAUAAUGGAAACCGUUCACGGCAGAGCAACUUUAAGUACGCUAUCGGCAAGUCCGGACCGGGAGAAACCCAGGGAGUUGGGGAGACCAGCACUUUAGCCCAGGAGAACAUGAUGAUGCAAAUGGCGGUGGGCACGUUGGCCAUCAUUCUUUUGUAUCUGACGCUCUCCAUCUCGCUGACCUUCUACCAAACGGACAUCAAUCGGCAGAUGCCCUUUCCCCUGGCCAUCGUGACGUACCACCUUGUUGUUAAAUUUCUUCUGGCCGCGUUGGCGCGAAAGAUUUACAGGAUGAGGAUGGGCCGAUCCAGGGUCCAGCUGGAUUGGAGAGUGGCCCUGAGGAAAAUGGCACCCACGGGAGUUGCCAGUGCCAUCGACAUUGGGUUCUCCAACUGGGGGCUAGCCCUGGUGCCCAUUUCCCUGUACACCAUGACCAAGUCCUCGACGAUCGUCUUCAUCUUGCUGUUCGCCAUCGCUUUGGGCCUUGAAAAAAAGAGCUGGUAUCUGGUGUCGAUUGUGGGCCUGAUAGGCACCGGGCUGGUGAUGUUCACCUACAAGUCCACGCAGUUCAACGCCCUGGGCUUCUUCUUCAUCCUCUUCGCCUCGCUGAGCAGCGGACUGCGGUGGAGUUUUGCGCAGUUCAUAAUGCAGAAGUCCAAGCUGGGAUUGCACAACCCCAUCGACAUGAUCUACUACAUGCAGCCGUGGAUGAUUGCCUCUUUGGUGCCACUAGUCUUAGGAAUCGAAGGGGCCAACCUCUUCGCAGUAAGCGAGGACCUGCACAACCACUCCUCGCACGAGAUUACCUGGGCUAUUGCGAGGAUAACCGCUGGAGCCCUGCUCGCCUUCCUCAUGGAGUUCAGCGAGUUCCUGGUACUCUGCAAGACCUCCAGCCUGACGCUCUCGAUAGCCGGGAUCUUUAAGGACAUCUGCCAGUUGGCCCUGGCCGUGACCCUCAAGAAGGACCAGCUGAGUGUUAUCAACUACAUCGGCUUGGUCAUCUGCCUGGCGGGCAUUGUGUGCCACCUCCUGCACAAGUACACCAGCAUGAAGGAGACGCAGAGGCAGCAGAAGGAACAGGGGUUCAACGACGACCAGGACGAGUCGCCCGCGGGGGAGUACAACUUCAACGAGGGCAGUGCGAUUGCGGGAGUGCAUGUGAAGUCGCACUCCACGCUCACGGUGCCAUUGCUGGAGCAAACUGAUUCCGAGGACGAGUCUGGCCACGACCCCAGCAACAAACAGAACGCCUCCGAUGUGAUCUUCGAUGUGCUGAAGCGACGCGACAUGCAGCGAUGAAAGCCGAUCCUUGUACAGAUGUCCUGUAAAUGUUGUAAAUUCAAACGAUCCUAUGUUACGAGCUCCAUUCCCCACACAACUACUUACUACACUGGGAUAGCAAUGCAGGUUUAAGUAAGUUAGUUAGUUUGAGAUUUCCCGGCUGCUUCCGACACUGAGAACUUUCCGAUUUCCCGGUUGCAUUCCCGCUUUGUGCAUUUUGCAGCUAUAAUUAUGAGGUAAAAAUUAAAAGAAAUAUAGAUAACUCUCUUUUUUGACUGCUUUCCAUUUUGACAAAACAAACAAGACAGCGGAACGAUCGGUAAUCUUUGGACAACAGGUAUUAGUUUUCCACAAUUCUCUUAAUUUUAUCUGAACAUUUUUAAAUUGUCAGCUGUUUUGUGCCAAUUAUCAACAUUUCUAAUUUGCAUUUUAAAAUUUUUUGAUUGUUGUCCAACGCUACCUUCAAGCCCCAAAAACUAUCUCGUUUUUUUUUCGUAAGAACUUACAAUUAAGUCUUGAAACCUCUGUAAAAAUAAGAAAUAAGAAAGCCUUAAAGACCUUUUAUUGUUCCUUAAUUGGCAACUCCAAUCCGGCAUUCCAAAUUUAUUUGUAAACAGUUUAGUUUUAAGAAACUUUGCAUUUGACAUCUUGAAAAAUGUCUGAUAAAAUUAAACACGAGCCAUUGUUUUUGUAGAAAAUUAUAAAUAACGUCUUUAUUGUUUUAGUUGAUAACGCCUCAUUUUUGUUGAGUUUUUGACAUUUUGUAUUCAUAAGUUUAUAAGGUAAUUUCAAGUAUAUAUUAAACACGUAUAUAUUAAAGAAUAUAACGAUUACGAUAUGGCGGCGGUUCAAAU
Drosophila ficusphila is the source of this 2517-nucleotide messenger RNA. Its product is annotated as solute carrier family 35 member C2. The transcript is spliced from 4 exons. Gene Ontology annotation, cellular component: endoplasmic reticulum-Golgi intermediate compartment; Golgi apparatus; cis-Golgi network. The record is from RefSeq and is a predicted model, not a curated record. NCBI's taxonomy places the organism in Eukaryota, Metazoa, Arthropoda, Insecta, Diptera, Drosophilidae. The coding region runs from base 263 to 1681 and encodes 472 amino acids. Gene Ontology annotation, biological process: UDP-glucose transmembrane transport. Gene Ontology annotation, molecular function: antiporter activity.